ACGUGUCUCACCGCAAAAUAUUUAGCUAUGGAGGCCCUGCAGGAAGAUCAGGAGGGUGGAGGUGAUGGUCUCUUGGCGCCUCCGACAGAGUAUCGGCGCAUGCUGUCGUGGCAGUUGUCUCAACUGCAGCCAGCUCCAGUCACGAGCACACGGAGGGCGCAGAAGGAGCGAGAGAGACGGAGAAAACGCUCGAGUAACGCCGAGGGGGACGACAUUCAGUCCAGCGGGGACAUAGCAGGGGAGGAGGAGGAGGAGGACGCAGAAGAACCCGGAGAGGAGGGAGGUUUUGCCUAUCUGGUGGUCAACAGCGAUGGAGAAGAGGAAUGCUACUAUUCCGCACCAGAAUCGCCACCUGUCUCUGAAGAUGAUGUUUUCAUGUGUUGCUGUCGCUUGCUGACAGGAGGGGGAGGGGAGGAGGAAGGAGGGGAAGAGGAGGUGUGUCUCCCACCUCAGGAGAGGAAGAGGGGAGGGAGGAGCAAGAAGGCAAGGAAGAAGUUCCGCAGUGUCACGAGGCUAGCUGAGGUGGAGUUCUUUGGUCCUCUGUGUGACCUGGUGGAGGGGAGUCUGGAGGUGGAUGUGGGAGGCAUGGAGGUGGCUGACAGGGUGGACGUACCCUCUCUGGCCGAGCUGUGUGUUCGCAGCAUCCACAGAGCCAGACUUCGACUAAAGAGCUCCCCUGACCCGCAGUCAGAGGAUGAGCCACCACUCCACCUCCCCUACCUCAUCACCGCCCUGGUGGGUGCCCACAGAGCCCAGCGAUCUCUGGUGGGCCUCCAGGUCCGCUGGCUCGAGAGGUUCCUUGCUGCCUGGGAGACAGAGUCGGGCAACCCCGACAGAGUCUCCUGCUCUGAAACAUUCGACGACCUUUCACCUCCACUGGCUUUCUGCCCUCGACUGCUGUGGGACACCUCCAAUGUGGGGAUCGCCCCAGACCCCUUCAGGGGACCGCACCUCCCUCUGCUCCCCGUAUCUCCUACCAACAUGGGCGUCGCCAUGCCGCGGGACGGUCGGAACGAGAUGACCAUGAUCACCUGUCUGGAGUUCAGCCGACACGUCUCGUCUCUCGUCCAUUUUGCCAACUUCCUCUACCCUCUGUUUCCGUUGCGAGGGCCCGGUCGCCAAGGGAACGAGGAUCAAUCUCUCUCUCCGUCUCAGACCUCAGCCAUUGCCCGGGUUAACAGCUUCCUCUCUUCACGGUACAAAGUGCUCUUUAAGGACCACGGCGAGUUCCUGAAGCUGUGGCCAGGCUACGUCUACUGGGCCAGAGGACAGGUGAAGCUAGCUCUCUCUGCCUUCUCCACCGCUCUCAACUCUCUCAAAUAUGGCAUUGACCGAGCCAUAGCUCUGAACGAGAUGGGGAGGAUGAUGCUCAUGUUUGGCGACCGCUACAGUGCCGCUCUCUUCUUCACCAAGAGUCUAGAGGUUGAUCCUCCCACCAACCAAUUCAAGUUCUUCAAGCCUUCAAAAGAAGCGGUUCAACCUCACGUGCUAAGUCUCCAAGCCUCUGCAUGGGACUGUGGUCUCCUGACGAGAGGAUCAGCGAGGCAGGCAGCAGGGGCGUGGUCUCGUGUCCUCACAUCAUCCGCUGACCUCGUGGGCUCCUGGUACCUCAGCCUGGCUGCUGUGGAGUCCCGUAUGAUGAUCCACUCUGGGGUCCCCGUGGGCUCGCACCCUGCCUCUCCACUCUCUACUAACACUGUUACCUUCUGUUCCGGGAGUGGUCCGAGGACUCUGGUUUUCCCGGCGAUCCGUUCUCCACACAGACCAACCGGAGACUCCUCAACCCCUGGCUGCCGCUGUCGUAACAUGCUCAACGAACAGGGGCUCCCCCAUGCUCCCAUAAUGAAACUGAAAUGGAGGACUCGCCUACUGUACCCCAUGUAUCCUUAUUCCAAGAGUGAAGAAGUGAACUACCUGGCUGACCACUGCUCCUCGGCCGUGAACCUUCGUCUGUCAGAGUCGGGCCACAUCACAGCUGAUCUACACAUGGACUUCCCUCCCAUGAGAUCUGUUCUUCUAGACCCCUACUCUGGAUCAGUGUGUUUCUCUCGCUCCGCCUCUCUCCACCAUCAUCUCUCCGGUCCAGUGGGAAACAUGGGACAGAACGAGUUCAUCGUCCCUGACGAGAUGGCAAUGCCAUGGCCGCUGAGGCUCCUGGAACUGGGUGAUGGAGCUGGAGUGGAACUGGUCAUGUCAGGCUGUGUGGACCCUGAGAUGUGUCACUACUCUGACACGGAGCCCUGCAAGACCAACCACAGCCUUCUCCUCCGCUGGUACUGUGGGUCCCAGCACUGCCAGCUGGACCUACGACUAGCCAUCAGGAGACACCUCAAGGAGGCUGUGCUGGAGUUUUUUCAAGAGUCCAUAAAGCAGGUAGAGAAGGAAGAACAGGCUCUGUUGGCUAACGUGAAGGAAGACGACGCUACCGCUCAGCAAAAGCUGCACACCCUUCAAAUGAAGAGAGAGGACCUUGCUAAGAGGGCGGAGCUGGUGACCCCAAUGAUGGAGAGAGGCUUCUCUUUCUCGGUGGAGGAUAUUUGUGGCAGGGCAGUUAAAGUUCCCUCCAAGUACAUUGUCAAUAAGAGAACUGGAAAGUCCCGGCAAAUAAAUAGGUCCCCCGGAGAGCGGAAACCCCGCAGAAAGAGAGAUACCAAUGUGACGGAAUUUAACCUGACUCUCACUGAAUAUUUUGUGUACGGAGAGGCCACACUCACACUGUUUUUCAUGGCGACCCCACGCUUCGGUAACAAAUCAACAAACCAGUUUUAUCGCCAGACGUUGGUGGUGAUCAACUGUAAGAGUCGGGAGUCUUUCCUACAACCUGUGAUCCACUGUGCCGCAGACGCUCGCGGUUUUCUCAACGUGUACCCCUCCAACGAGGUGGCCACUCUCUACCCAUCACGACACCUCCCACACAUCAGCCACCUGGCAGUGUUUAAACAUGAUCAGAGACUGCAGACCUGCACUCGGCUCCUGCUGGACCAGAGUGGUCAAGUGGUGUACCGUCAAGAGCUUGACAAUGUGUCGUCGUUUUACGAGAGGAGGGGUGGGUUUGGUUUGUUUGUUAUCCCCGAGCACGUCUACAAGUUCAAGUUCUCACUGGGAGACAGGGUGUUCAUGUGGAGCAGAAGUAAGGGCGUCUGUAGCUACAAUCUGAAGAUGAAGGAUCGUGUGAUGGUUGAUGCAUCUGUGACCACUGGUAGUUUGAAGCUGUUGAAAGUGGAUCAUGGAAAGAAAGUGGACCAGGAAACCAAUGGGUCUCCACAUGAACACCAUUUCCUAGCAAGAGGCUCCACGCUGUGUGUCGUGUCCGUGUUCAGUGUGGAGGGUUGUGAGAGAGAGCUCUGCCUGGCUGGAGGAGACGUGAAUGACGGUGGAGAGAGGGAGGGAGGGGAAGAGGGGGAGGGAAGUGAGAGAGGGGAAGAGGGGGAGGGAGGGGAGGGAGAGGGAGAAGAGGAGCAGACAACUGAGGAGAGGAGGGAAGAGUUGGGCAGACUGGACUUUGGUUCCUGUUGUGUGGCACUCACCCUCAAUAGCAGAUUGCUGGUGCUCCAAAUACCUCACAAAAGUGAGGUUGUGCGUGUGCUGAUUGACGUGGUGUUACCAGGGAGAGUGACAGAGUUCCACGACAUGGGUGGUAGUCUAGGGUACAUGGUGAGUGCGACUCUGUUCCCAGACUGCUUCAGAGAGGAACUCUACUGGCUGUCUCCCUCAGGGAAGCUGCGAGGGAUGCUGCCAUGUCUCGGAGCCGGUCGUCACAGUUUCCUCUCGCUCACCCUCCCACCUCCUCCCACCCCCUCACAGGGCACCCAGGGCACGAGAGAGGAAGAGAGGGAGGGGGAGGAGGGCGGGGGACAGUGUCUGUUCUUCAAUGAUGGUCAGGGUGGGAUCUGCUGCCUUCAACUGGACACUUGA
This is a messenger RNA of Geodia barretti, 3915 nucleotides long. The record is from the annotation of a GenBank genome assembly. Lineage: Eukaryota; Metazoa; Porifera; Demospongiae; Tetractinellida; Geodiidae.